GUGUCGGACCACUACACAUGUCGUGUCACAUGGCGCGGGGGUAGUUACUACUACCCGAAGAUUAAGGUUAAAUUUGAAGAAUUCAACCUAUGAGACAGAGUGAGGGAAUCCCCUUUCAAAAAAUUUUCGAGAGAGCGCCCAUCCAAUUUUAAGGAGCAUUUUUUCAUCAAUUGAUGCUUCACAAAAUAAAAUCUGACAAGCCGGACGAGGUGCAUUUCUAUGAGGGAAGGAAGAGAUGUAGAUUUGGGAGGGUGGAGUUCGGCUUGGUCACCGGGUUAAACUUGUUGCCCGGCCCUACUGAGGAAGACAUCAAACAAAAUGGAAGCUCUGACCGGUUGAUUCAGGAAUAUUUCAACGGUAGUGCUUCGAUCAGCUUCGGCCAACUGCGCAGAGUUUUUGAGAGCUGCACAGAAGCUGAUGAUGUCUACAAGUUGGGGAUGGCCUUGUUUGUUAUGGGCGUCCUCACUGGUAAGGAGGAGAAGACUGUCGUUCCUCCUUUUGUGAUAAGAAUGGUUGAUAACCUUCCAUUCUUCUACGAGUACCCCUGGGGAAAGAUUUCUUACACCAAGCUGAUGGAAACUUGUAACAAGGAUUACUUGGAUGUGAAUAAUAAGAUGUUGAAAAAGAUUGAGAAGGGAGUCACUCAGAAGGAGGCAAAAUACUCAGCCUACGGCUAUGCUGCAGCGUUGCAGUAUUGGGCAUACGAGGCCAUAUUACAGCUGGGCAACGAGUAUGCAGUGAGGAGGUCGCAUCGCUUUCCGAGAAUGGUCAACUGGGAGAGUAAGCCGAACACUACACUCGGGAAGGAUGAAGUGACCAGAUUAUUUGCUAAAAAUUUGACAGUGUACUCCAUGUUAUGUCCUCGGCCGAACAAGAUUGAGUUUGUGAGUUACAUAACCGGGGGUCAGCCUCCGUUAUUUGUUGACUUGGAGGAACUUGUGUUGGGUGAGGAUGGGCAACCAACACAGGAUGCUUUGCGAAGCCAGGCCGAAAAGCUUGCCUCCACAUUGGAAGAACAAGCGGAGGCAGCCCGAAUAUUUAAAGACUCUACACCACCUCCACCAUCUCCACCACGUGCACCGCCUGCAAUUCCAGAUGGGUCUAGUGUUGACCCAUCUCCAGCUUCAGUUCCUGAUGGGUCUGGUGUUGACCCACUUGCAGCAUCACAGGAUCCUCCUGUUCCCCCGUCAGUUCUAUUCCCAGCACCUCAGAGGCUCGCGAUCCAGUAUACCCUGCCAUUUUGGCAAGGUUGGAGACUGGGGAGAGGGGGCAGGCCGCUCUGCUAAGAGGACAAACAGCGAUUAUGGAUCAGUUGAAGACCAUAAUGAUGCUCCUGCAAGAUCCUGGAAGGCCGGCAGCAAAUUCACAGCCACAGCCACAGCCACAACCGGAAGAGGAGGCUCGGACACCGGAAGAUGACUUCAUUCUCCCAAAUGAUUACCAGAUGAUGAUGACAUGUUCUGUACACCUGAGAAGACGAAUAUCACCAGCAUCGGGGAUACUCAGGAUUCUGAGGUGCAGGUGUUAGAGACAACUCCAGAAGUCAUGGAGAACCGGAGGAAGAGAAGGCGGCCUAGGUGGUUCGCUGAGUACACUGAAAUGAAGAAGAAGGCUAGGGCUACUUCGACACUCGUGAAUGCGGACCCACUUAGAGUGGUUGAUCGGAAGCUGCUCAAGACUUUUCACAAUUGGGUACUCGGCCAGAUUGGGAAUAAUUACCCGAGAGAGUGCUUCACCGGUCGAUACCAUUUGUCUUGGUUCCUCGAACUGCAUACUCCGAAGUUUUGGCUUGGCAACGAUGUAAGUUUUUAAGACUUUUUUACUGCUUUUGCUUUUAAAGACUUUAUCUAACUCUUUUUUAUUUAAUCUCUGACAUAUUUAAUUUUCAUGUUUUAGCAUUUGGAUGCGGCAUUCCAUUUGAUGAGGAGGCGGCAACACUUUUAUCCCGAGGCCUACCCAAAUAGAUGUAUCAUAAUGCCGUGUAUUUUCUCAGCAGGAGUUAUUGCUCGGUGGGAAGCUGCGGGUGAUGAGCAGGCUAACUAUCAGUGGGACGAGAGCAUAUUAGAUUUGAUUCGAGGGGAUGAAAGUCAAUUCUUGGCCAGUUGGAAGAACAAGGAGAGAAUAUAUAUGGCCCUCUACUUCAAUGGAACAAAGCAUUGGGUGGCACUAGAGGUAGAUCUGGAUCAUUGGUUGUUGAACAUAUUUGACUCGAGCCUCGGAUCGAUUUCCCCGAACGAAUUGAAGCGUCACCUGGCAAUGUGGGAAAAUUACUACCAAAUUUGCUGCUGCAGGCUGGCCUAUUCGAGAGUCAUGACAUGAUCCUCGUGCCUCAACUUACUGUUGGGUUUUAUGCCCUAAAUAAAACUCAUUUCAUAUAAUCAGAUUUACUUAUUAAUAAAGAUCAGAAAUAACAUUUUAUGUUGCAUGGUUCACAUGAAUUAUUUCAUGAUUAUAUGUAUAUAAUGUAUGAAUUCUUUUUAAGUCCAGAACAUAUGAGUUGGUUAAAGAUUAUAGUGUUGUCAGCACAGUGGAAUAUAAUCUUAAAUUAUAUGUUCAAAAGUUGAUUCCCUGAUUUGUCAGAACACUGGAUUUAGACUGACAUGGUAUAAUCAGCGAUAGGUAUUCUUACACCUUGGAAAAGUGUUAUGUCCUUUCCAGGACAUUGGCAAAGUUUACCAGUAUCGGAUGUAUGGAGUAUACAUUGGAAGGGACCGAUAUUGAACUUUGAUUAGAUAUGUUAAAACUUACCGUAAUAUCUAUUUAAUUCAAUAUCACCUGUUGAUCCUAGAUCAAAUAAUCUCAAUCCUGAUAUGGUUAGGCUUAAUUUCAAGAGUGUUACUCGUGUUCUUUGAUUUGUUAGUUAAGCCUAGUUUUGUAUCAGGGUGAUACGUACAUUUUGGGAACAUGGUAAUGCAAUUGAAUGGGAGCGCUAACAUAAAUAUGGAAUCUAUAGCUUCUAUUUGGCAAAUAGAAGUAAAGGAUGAUUUCCUUCGAGCUUAACCAAACGAAGAUAAAUGGUGGAGAUCUCAUUUCACUUAGGUGAAAUAUCAUUUAUACAGGGUUAAGUGUUUUAAGGAUAAAAUACAUUGUAGGGUGUUACGGUAAUUUAAUCCUGUACAGUGUAAAUCAUCUAUAUAGAGGAUCAUUGAUCACAUUAGGGUUAUAACAAUGGAUAACUGAUGACGUGUCUAUAUCGUGGAACAUAUAGAACGUUUCUAUAUGACUGAGAGUGCAAUUCCAAGUUCUAAGUGUGGAUUCAAUGAGGAAUUAAUAAGUUAGGGAAUUUACUUGGUAAAUUCGGUUCGACUUAUUGGAAGCUCGGUUAUAUAGACCCAUGGUCCCCAUACUAGUUGAGGCCAUACUGCUUGUAAGACUCAGUUAAUUGAUUUUAAUUAAUCAAUUAUAAUUCUAAAAGUUAGACUAUGUCUACUUUAUGAAUUCUCACAGUUUAAGGAUGAAAUCGUAAAGAAAAGGGUUUCUAGGCUUAAUUAUUAAUUGAGAGACUUUGCGUGUCUAAUUAAUAAUUAUUUUAAAUGACAAUAUUAUUUAAUAAUCUAUUUUAGUUAUUAAAUAAUUAGUUUUGGCAUUUAAAUGAUUAGAAUUGGAAAAAUGGCAUUUUUG
Cannabis sativa is the source of this 3621-nucleotide messenger RNA. RefSeq lists its product as uncharacterized. Bases 174 to 1286 code for a protein of 370 amino acids. The record is from RefSeq and is a predicted model, not a curated record. The transcript has 2 exons. NCBI's taxonomy places the organism in Eukaryota, Viridiplantae, Streptophyta, Magnoliopsida, Rosales, Cannabaceae.